Messenger RNA from Microdochium trichocladiopsis, 1551 nucleotides. Its product is annotated as P-loop containing nucleoside triphosphate hydrolase protein. Gene Ontology annotation, molecular function: ADP binding; protein binding. The transcript is spliced from 5 exons. Bases 1 to 1551 code for a protein of 516 amino acids. Lineage: Eukaryota; Fungi; Ascomycota; Sordariomycetes; Xylariales; Microdochiaceae. The record is from RefSeq and is a predicted model, not a curated record.
AUGGAAGCAGUUCUUGUACCGUACACCUGGAAUCCCGACUUUGUUGGACGUUCCGACGUCCUCGAAAAGCUGAAAAGCCAGCUCGGCCAUGGACAACCUCAGAGCAGUGGCAAGCAACACCGGCGAGUCGCUCUCUACGGCCUAGGAGGCAUUGGGAAAACGCAGAUUGCAUUGGCACACGUGUACUGGCUGCAAGAGACGUCUCCGGACGUAUCGGUCUUCUGGGUCCACGCGAGUAACGCCGAGCGGUUUCGUCAGUCAUAUGUAUCGAUCGCACAGGAAUGCCAGAUCCCUGGUUACGACGAUCCCAAGACGGAUGUGCUGCCGCUGCUGAAGCGGUGGCUGGAGAGGAAGGAGCGCGGCCGGUGGCUGAUGGUGAUCGAUAAUGCCGACGAUGCACAGCUCUUCAGCGGGCCAGAAGGGGUUGGACGGCACAUACCCGAAUGCGCCCACGGGUCCGUUGUUGUGACGACGAGGAACAAGGAGGCUGGCUCGAGGCUCACGAAGGGUGGACGACCAAUUGAGGUCCGGGAAAUGGACGAGAGCGAAUCCAAGGAGCUGCUCAAGAAGAAGCUCGAGGAGGGCGGAAUUGAGGCCGACGACUUGUCAGCCCUUUCGUCUCGACUGGAGCGUCUACCGCUUGCAUUGGUCCAGGCCGCCGCCUUCAUGCAGGAAAAGUCGGUAUCCGUCAGUAAGUACCUCCAGCUGCUGGGCGGGGGCGACCAGCACCUCGUGGAUCUGCUUAGCGAGGAAUUCGAGACGGUCGGGCGAGACUCGGAGACUCCUCGUGCAGUGACGGAGACGUGGAUUCUGUCGUUUGAUCAGAUCCAGCAGCAGAAUGCCUUCGCAGCCGAGCUUCUCUCGCUCAUGAGCCUCUUCGACCGGCAGGCCAUUCCAUCCGACUUUUUGUCCGACUACAGCGAGCAGCAGUCGGGCAAAGGACCAAGGGGGGAAGCGUUUUCCUUCGUCGUGGAGGAGAAAGACCAUGGCCUGGACAUGCACCGACUCGUGCAGUUGGUGACCAGAAAGUGGCUUGUCAAGAAGGAUACGAUUAGGCACUUCGGCGGUCAGGCGCUCAUGACGGUGUCGCAUAUUUACCCGUUUGGCAACCAUGACAACCGGUUGAUAUGCACGGCGUACCUUCCGCACGUGGAUGCGGUACUGAAGCUGGGAGGGACUGGGUCGAGGGAGGAGAAGCUGGCGAGGGCGUCUCUCCUCCAUUGUGCGGCGGGGCUUUUCUACUACCAGGGCCAAUGGGGAGAUACGGAGGAGUUCCAAGCGCAGGCCGUAGACCUACGAAGAGCGUUACUGGGAUCGGAGCAUCCCUCGACGCUGACCAGCAUGGCCAACCUGUCGUCGACGUACUGGAACCAGGGCCGGUGGGAGGAGGCCGAGAAGCUGUUUGUGGAGACUCGCAAGACGAAGCUCGGGGCCGAUCAUCCCGACACGCUGACCAGCAUGGCCAACCUGGCGUCGACGUACCGGAACCAAGGCCGGUGGGAGGAGGCCGAGAAGAUGGAGGUGGAGGCUUACAGUAACUGCAAUUGCUAG